This is a messenger RNA of Trematosphaeria pertusa, 964 nucleotides long. RefSeq lists its product as uncharacterized. NCBI's taxonomy places the organism in Eukaryota, Fungi, Ascomycota, Dothideomycetes, Pleosporales, Trematosphaeriaceae. The coding region runs from base 84 to 692 and encodes 202 amino acids. The record is from RefSeq and is a predicted model, not a curated record. The transcript has 2 exons.
UUCCUCACCAGCUUCGUCUGCCUCUGUGAUCCUCUUAUCUUGUUCAGGGAACCCCUCUUUUAACGACCCUUCCGACCUCUACUAUGCACUUUUCAACUAUUUUCGCCAUCGCUCUGGCCGGCUCGUCCAAGAUAGUCCAAGCUAUCAUAUACAAUCAGCAGGUGGCGGACAUGUAUGACGACCUCGGCAAUACCGGCGUCGGUCCAAUACCUCUCAACAGCAACGGAGGAAUCAACUACAACAACUUCAAAUACGUCACCGUGAACGGCACGCUCCCUCAGCUCACUGGCGUCCUUCCCCAGUCCGGCAGAAACGUCGCGCUCUUGUUAAUGCCGGCGGUGGGCAGCUUCGCCGCGAGCGACCGCUGCUUCGUACUCGAACAAUUUCACUUCGGCUGCACAACUACAAACGUCGAGCCUGCUGCGAACGUGCCUCUGCAAUGUCGGCUGAGCGUCACUGCAUACGGCGCUGAUAAUGGGGUUGUUGGCUCGCAGGAGUUUACCUUCACGCCAAACGGGCUUCUACGAUCGACUAUGGAUCCGGCGAACGUCUCAUUGCCACCUGCGCAGUUGGUACUGGUCGAAGCAACUAUUUUGAAUCUGCCCCCGAACUUGGGCUCCGCGCUCACGGCAGUCCUGUUCGACGACGUAACCUACACCCAGUAUGUGGACAGCUUAAAUUGCGGGUUUUAGGACGGUCCUGGACGCUAGAAUCUGGUCCUGGAUGGACUCCUUGGUGCACGGCGGAUGAUGAACACUAUGAGAUGCAUGUCUUUGUUCCUUGUGGUAACCUUUCGCUUUCGCGCAAUUCCAUUGCGUUUGCGGCUUUACGAAAAUGUUUUAUUUGGCUUUCCUUUUCCUCGAAGCAAUCAACAAUACCAAGCUUGACUUCCUCGAAGCAUUCAGCGCCGGUGUUUGUCACGGAUAGUCAGCUGAAAUGUUGAGGUUGUUGCUCUACCUUGACA